CGAUCCCCUGGGGGUCCGGGGAGCCCGGAGACGGAGAAACCGCCUUAAUAAAGAGCUCGUGUCAAGUGAUUGGCUGUGACCUCUGCCCUCCCCAGACUCGCGCCCGCGGCUCCUGCUUAACCCUUCGAUGCCCGCCCAACCCCUGAAGAGGUCUCUGAGCUCGGGGCGGCCGCCCCGGACCCAACUGGACCCCAGUGGAGCCGAGCCCCGCCGCCUCGUCUUCCGCAGCUCCGGCUCGGAGCGGGGUUCGCCCGCUGGUAGUGCCGCCGGGUGCGGGGCGCCAAGGGGCCGAGCGCACCGAGUCAGGGGCGGGCCUGGCGCAGGGUAUAAAAGCUGCCCGCGCGGGAGCCCAAGCCAGCUCCGGGGUUGUCCUGGGACGUGUCCUGGCUCCCGAGUCUCACGACCAGGCGACGGCGACAUCUCUCUUGACGAAAAGACUCGGCGUCCAGUGCUCCGACCAAAGCAUCAUGCCCAACUUCUCCGGCAGCUGGAAGAUCAUCCGAUCGGAAAACUUCGAGGAUUUGCUCAAAGUGCUGGGGGUGAACGUGAUGCUGAGGAAGAUCGCCGUGGCGGCGGCAUCCAAGCCGGCGGUGGAGAUCAAGCAGGAGGGAGACACUUUCUACAUCAAAACCUCCACCACGGUGCGCACCACGGAGAUCAACUUCAAGAUCGGAGAGGAGUUCGAGGAGCAGACGGUGGACGGGAGACCCUGCAAGGUGAGUCCCUCGGGGUCAUGGCCUCCACUGCCCUGCCUCACCACGUGCCGUUUUCUGGAGUGUUCUGGGAUCCUUCCAGCGGAGCAAAUCCCUCUCGCGGCACCCACCCUGCUGCGGGCCCAGCCUACCUGGCCUCUCUCCUGCAGAGCCUGGUGAAAUGGGAGAGUGAGAACAAAAUGGUCUGCGAGCAGAGGCUUUUGAAGGGAGAGGGUCCCAAGACCUCGUGGACCAGGGAGCUGACCAACGACGGGGAGCUGGUCCUGACCAUGACGGCGGAUGAUAUCGUGUGCACCAGGGUCUAUGUCCGAGAGUGAGCGGCCGACAGUCCAAGGGCUUCCAGAGCCGCCCCCCAGCCCCUGCUCCCUGCCCCACUGCCCUUCCCCCUUCCUUCUAGGCUAGCUCUCCCCUCACCCCGCUCACCCCCGGGGAUGCUGGGAUGCCUCCAGUGGGGCUCGGCUUUUUGGGGCCUCCCCUUCCUCCGCUCCCCCAACAAAGAGGGAUGGAUGGUAAGAACCCUGAUCACCCGGUCCAGAAUCACUCCCCUUCCCCAGCCAGCAGUCCCAGCCCCAAACCAGCCCAGAGCACAGCCUCUCUCUCUGCGAGGGGACCUGAGGGCCCCAGUGGGAAAGACGGCCCUCUGGUUUCCACUCUUUGUCCCGGUAGCCUACACAGUGUAGAAUAUUUAUUGGUUAAUUUUAUUAAAAUGUUUUGAAAAAUACAA
Messenger RNA from Leopardus geoffroyi (Geoffroy's cat), 1437 nucleotides. It is a transcript of the gene CRABP2, whose product is annotated as cellular retinoic acid binding protein 2. The record is from RefSeq and is a predicted model, not a curated record. Gene Ontology annotation, molecular function: fatty acid binding. Gene Ontology annotation, biological process: fatty acid transport. Gene Ontology annotation, cellular component: nucleus; cytosol. The transcript is spliced from 5 exons. Lineage: Eukaryota; Metazoa; Chordata; Mammalia; Carnivora; Felidae. The coding region runs from base 128 to 1030 and encodes 300 amino acids.